GAAAUGUUCGCUCUUCGUCAUCCCGAAAGUGUGGGCCAACUUAGUGAGUACCGCGACCAGCGGUUCCAAGGUACGCUAAAAGAGCAGGAUCUUGCAUUACGUACAUCAACAACACUGUAUGUGGGAAACUUGUCGUUCUAUACAAGUGAAGACCAGCUAUAUGAACUGUUCAACCGUGCUGGAGAGGUUAAGCGUGUAAUAAUGGGUCUGGAUCGUUUCAAAAAGAGCCCAUGCGGCUUUUGUUUUAUAAUCUAUUAUACUCGAGCUGAUACGGAAAAUGCUGUACGCUUCCUAAAUCGUACAAUGCUUGACGGUAGAAUGAUUCGAGUAGAUUAUGACGCAGGUUUUGUCGAAGGUCGGCAAUAUGGAAGAGGAAAACACGGUGGUCAGGUACGAGAUGAAUACCGAGAGCAGUAUGAUCCGGAUCGAGGCGGAUUCGGAAAAAUUUGGCAAGACAGAUAA
Molecule: messenger RNA, 462 nt
Organism: Angiostrongylus costaricensis
Lineage: Eukaryota; Metazoa; Nematoda; Chromadorea; Rhabditida; Metastrongylidae
Source: the annotation of a GenBank genome assembly